CGCAGGACGUCCCGCCACUGCAGAUCGACCAAUAGAAGCCGGAGUUACUAUCCCGACUAGUUUAAAGUUGCAGGAAGACUACUAAUGUUUACACUCGAUACGCAUUACACGCCAGUCCUGCGUUGUGUGCGCUGUUGUCGUGCUGAACGUUUUACUUGCAGAAAUGGCCUCCGAAAACAAAUCGUGCAAGAAUGAGGACGUGCUGGAGAUCGUUUCGAAAGAUAGUGAGGUAGAGUUGUGUGUUGAAGAUUCUUCGUCAGAUGACGAAGAUCUCAUCCAGGUAGACAAAGAAAAUAGCAGCGAUUCGGGCUACGAAAUACUGCUGCCCCAAAGUGAUGAUGACGACUAUGAGCCCCUAAGUCCCUCAUCCCCUGCACAGCCGUCAGAGCCAUAUCAUUCCCAAGCCACACAAUCUACCUCAGCUCCUACUGUCCCCCAGUUGCCUGAAAGCAGCAACAAUGAUGACUAUGAACAACCUCUGCAAAGCCCGGCCAAAAGAAAAGCUCAAUUGAAGCCUGCUAAGUCUAAGGCUCAGAAGAGUGGGCCUCCUGAACAGGAAGAAAUGUGGCAUAACAAAAAGGAGGAGGACAGAAAUCCUGAACCCUUCAAGUUUAUGCCCUCCAGGGUACCUGGUCCUACAUUUAACAAGACGGCAUCAUGGUCUCCACUUUCGCUCUUCCAGCUUUUCUUUAGUGUACCUGUUGUACAGACAAUCAUUCAAAAUACCAAUGCCAAUGCUGCGAGAAGGAAGGCAGCUGGUGUAAAGUUUCAAUGGACUGAUCUGACAGUGAAAGACUUUUACGUCUUCUUGGCUAUUAUUGUUUUCACAGGCCUUGUAAGUGUACACCACAGAGCUGACUACUGGAAAAGAGAAUGGCCAUACAAUUUUCACUUCCCCCAAGAAUAUAUGUCCAGGAACCGUUUUGAGGCCAUCGUGUGGUCAUUGCACCUCUCCAACCUGAAAGACGACAAGGAAAACCAAAAAAAAAGAAACACCCCACAGUACGAUCGGCUUUUCAAAAUCAAGCCGCUCUACGACCAAAUCGUGAAUGCCUGCAAAGCAAAUUUCCAGCCUUACGAAAACAUCUGCAUAGAUGAGAGGAUGGUGGCAUCUAAGGCUAGAAUUAGCGUCAAGCAGUAUAUGAAGGCGAAGCCCACAAAGCGGGGAUACAAGCUGUUUGUUCUGGCUGAUUCAGCAUCGGGUUACACAUGGAACUUUUCUGUCUACACAGGGAAGAGUGAAAGCAGCAUAAGCCAUGGUCUGAGCUACUCAGCCGUUUUAGAUCUUCUGCCAUUUUCUUUGCUUGGUCGGGGCUACACUUUAUAUUUGGAUCAUUUUUAUACCAGUCCUGCGCUGUUCCAAUAUCUGCAUAAGAAUUGCUUUGGCUGCUGCGGAACCAUUAAAAAAACCCAGAGUGACUUUCCCCGCACAGAAAAAAAUGACUUUCCUAAAAGAGCUGAGAGGGGAGAUAUGCGCUGGAUUAGAAAAGAUGAAGUGCUCUUUGUCAAGUGGAUUGAGACUCGGGAGAUAACGAUGUGCUCCACAGUGCACAGGGCCUUCAGUGGAAAGACUGUGCAGCGUAGAGUGAAGGAGGCCGGGGUGUGGUCGGCAAAGCAAAUACCUGUUCCUGAUGCAGUGCUGGAUUAUAAUAAGAACAUGCAUGGUGUUGAUUUAUCUGAUGCUCUCAUUGGUUAUUACAGUGUUCAACAAAAAACAAAGAAGUGGUAUAAGACUUUUUUUUAUCACUUCGUGGACAUUGCCAUUGUGAACAGUUUUAUUUUGCACAAGGAGAUAUGCAGGAGCCAGGGUCAGGAGCCGGUAACUCAGAAAAAGUUCUGGGAGCACCUUGCUGUGGAAAUGCUGUCUUUUGCUGUAGGCUCAGCACCAGCAGCACCAUCGCCCACACUCACCUGCAUGCCGCGUUAUUACGGCAGCGAUGCUACACAAUCCAGGAGGUACUGCAGGAGGUGCCUGGAUGCUGGCAUCCCAAGGGUGAAAACACCUAUUUAUUGUAGGGCUUGCAAUGUCCCCCUGUGCCUCACGUCAAAAAAAAACUGUUUUGAGCGCUGGCAUGAUAAGCAGGAAUAUUUAUCAAGUGUAAAUGUGCACUGAUGGCUUGCUUCCGCUCUUGUAAUGAAACCUAGAAUUUCAAGAAA
Molecule: messenger RNA, 2157 nt
Organism: Pundamilia nyererei
Lineage: Eukaryota; Metazoa; Chordata; Actinopteri; Cichliformes; Cichlidae
Product: piggyBac transposable element-derived protein 4-like
Exons: 3
Coding region: 164-2113 (649 amino acids)
Source: RefSeq, a predicted model, not a curated record